CUAAGUGCGUUUGCCAAACGUGAAUGCAAACCUGCAUGGUACAUUUGAGACUAACUAACCCAAACUUGCAUGCCUGCCGCUGCCCCAGAUCUGAGCUACUCUAACUCGCAUCCUGCCUUGUGAUUAGAACCUGAUUGACUUAUUCAUGGGGAAGCUGCCGGGGGUCCACUCUCUGGCUGGUUUCCCUGAGUGUCAACAAGAUGCCUGAAUAGAAUGUCGGGAAGCUGCGCGUGUAGCUGACAUCCAGUGGGGCAGAUCGAUUGAUCUCGCUGAAUCUUCUUAGCAGCUACAGCAAGUUGGGGUUUGCUUGGUGUCCUAUCUUGGUUUGUUUAUGCUCUGUGUCUCAUAUCAAGUUGAUGAACGGACAUGCAUCCAGUUUGCUAUGAAACUGUUCUACUUUCUGAUGAGUGCUCUAAGCCUGAUUGUCUGUGUGCUGGCAGUGGCCUUCGCUGCCCAUCACUACUCCCAGCUCACACAACUGAUCUGCAAAAACACUCUCGAUUCCUGCCAGUGCAAAAUGCCCACAUCAGAUCCACUCAGCAGGGCCUUUGUUUACCAGGAUGUCAGUGACUGUACCAGCAUCACCAGCACUUUCAAACUCUUCCUACUCAUCCAGAUGGUUCUCAACUUGCUCUGUGCCUUGGUGUGCUUGCUGGCAUGUUUCAUGAUGUGGAAACAUAGAUACCAAGUCUUUUAUGUGGGUGCCCGGUUGUGCUCCCUAACUACCUCUGAAGGCCAACAGCAGAAAGUCUAAUUUUUUUCAUUAAAGAUGCGGGGAAGAAACAAUAAUUUACCAAAAUUCUGGGCAAAUUGAAGACCUAAGAGUUAAACAGUAACAACAGCAUUUUUUGGCAUUGACUAAUGUGCAUAGGAUCUCAAUGAAUAUAUUUUUAUAUAUUUCAGUGAUACUAUUUCUAUUGCAGAAAAUUUUGAUGGGAAAAAAAAUCUAGAAAACUAUAGGAUUGUAAAAGUAUAGCUCAACAGAUUAUCCCAAUAAAGCCAAAUCCUGCUUAUCUACAAUGGGUAAGGAAAAUAGCAAUCAUUAAAAUCUGAAUCUAUUCCUUAACUGUCAUUUUACUCAAUAGCUUUAGGCUUUUUAGGCAACUAGGUGGCAUAGUAGAUAGAGUG
Messenger RNA from Vombatus ursinus (common wombat), 1128 nucleotides. It is a transcript of the gene SSPN, whose product is annotated as sarcospan. Gene Ontology annotation, cellular component: sarcolemma; dystrophin-associated glycoprotein complex. The record is from RefSeq and is a predicted model, not a curated record. The transcript has 3 exons. Bases 332 to 754 code for a protein of 140 amino acids. Lineage: Eukaryota; Metazoa; Chordata; Mammalia; Diprotodontia; Vombatidae.